This is a messenger RNA of Ruditapes philippinarum (Manila clam), 840 nucleotides long. RefSeq names its product sushi, von Willebrand factor type A, EGF and pentraxin domain-containing protein 1-like. The coding region runs from base 1 to 840 and encodes 279 amino acids. Gene Ontology annotation, cellular component: membrane. NCBI's taxonomy places the organism in Eukaryota, Metazoa, Mollusca, Bivalvia, Venerida, Veneridae. Gene Ontology annotation, molecular function: G protein-coupled receptor activity. The record is from RefSeq and is a predicted model, not a curated record. The transcript is spliced from 6 exons.
AUGUAUUACUGUCCAGGUGAUAUAAAUAAAGAGCUGACACCGUAUUACCUUAUAGAGUGUGGAUCUCCAUUGAAUGUGACCAAUGGUAAAUUGCAGUAUAACGCAACGACGUUUGGAUCAACCGCUUCUCUUGCCUGUGAAACAGGAUAUGAUGGAAACGACUGUGGACCUCCAUUAAAUGUGACCAAUGGUAAUUUGCUCUAUAUUGCAACGACGUUUGGAUCAACCGCUUCUCUUGUAUGUGAUAGAGGAUAUGAUGGAAACGGUACAAUAAGCUGCCUUGACACUGGCAGUUGGGAAACCCCACCAAAAUGUUCCAUUAAAGACUGUGGAUCUCCAUUGAAUGUGACCAAUGGUAAAUUGCAGUAUAACGCAACGACGUUUGGAUCAACAGCUUCUCUUGCCUGUGAAACAGGAUAUGAUGGAAACGGUACAAUAAGCUGCCUUGACACUGGCAGUUGGGAAAGCCCACCAAAAUGUUCUAUUAAAGACUGUGGAUCUCCAUUGAAUGUGACCAAUGGUAAAUUGCAGUAUAACGCAACGACGUUUGGAUCAACCGCUUCUCUUGCCUGUGAAACAGGAUAUGAUGGAAACGGUACAAUAAGCUGCCUUGACACUGGCAGUUGGGAAAGCCCACCAAAAUGUUCUAUUAAAGAGUGUGGAUCUCCAUUGAAUGUGACCAAUGGUAAAUUGCAGUAUAACGCAACGACGUUUGGAUCAACCGCUUCUCUUGCCUGUGAAACAGGAUAUGAUGGAAACGGUACAAUAAGCUGCCUUGACACUGGCAUUUGGGAAAGCCCACCAAAAUGUUCUAUUAAAGGUCAAUUAUUCAUUAUUUGA